AUGGCCUACGCGACCAAGUACCACGAGGACUCGGACGCCGACGACGAGUUUGAGCGCAGCGUCAUGAGUCCCGCACUCCCGCCCGACUACGAGCACUCGCCCACCAGCUCGGGGCCGCUGAGCACCGAGCACACGCCCACCACCUUCACCCACUCGCGCGACAGCAAGAGCAGCCCCACGGGCCUGCUGAUGGAGUGGACCGAGGAGCAGGUGGCCGACUUCAUAUCAGACCUCGGAUUGGAGCAGUAUGCAGACACAUUUGCUGAGGAGGUCAUUUCGGGCGAUGUGCUUGCAGCCCUCCAACAUGCAGAGCUGAAGGAGAUGGGCGUCAAUAGCGUCGGACAUCGCCUCACCAUCCUCAAGGCCGUCUACGAGAUGAAGGUCAAGCAGAACGUGCCCAUAGAACCGGACGACUACGUGCCCUUGUCUGCGGACACGUCGGCACAAGAAGCUCCGCCAACACAGGACGACUUCGCCAAAGUCAUCCGAGUUGUCCAGAUGCGAGACGAGCGGAUACACACAGCCGAGUCUGAGCUGCGGCAUCUCAGAGAAGACCUGGGUAGAGUGAUAGACGAGAACAAGCGAUUGCGUGAAGAAAUGCUGCCGCUGUUGCGCAUGCUGAAAGACAGCCAGCACCCGCUGCCUCAACAGCCACUACCAACCACACACGAACACCCUGUCACAUCACCACCGGCUACUCAAGAGAGAUCCGCCGGAAGCAGUUUGUCCCAACCAAAGCCGACAACAGUACGCUCGCGACAUGCGAAGUGGGCAUGA
This is a messenger RNA of Parastagonospora nodorum SN15, 777 nucleotides long. RefSeq lists its product as hypothetical. The transcript is spliced from 4 exons. Gene Ontology annotation, molecular function: protein binding. The record is from RefSeq and is a predicted model, not a curated record. Bases 1 to 777 code for a protein of 258 amino acids. NCBI's taxonomy places the organism in Eukaryota, Fungi, Ascomycota, Dothideomycetes, Pleosporales, Phaeosphaeriaceae.